AUGUUCUGCGGGUGCCUUCAUGCGGUCCAGCCGGCGCUAAUUGCAACAGUACCGGAAGUCUAUCCCUACCCGAGUCACCUGCUCAAUCUGGCCAGUAACCAGAGUGGUACUAACUCUCCACUCGACGAUGUGAUAGAGGCUAUUGGGGUGUCACCUAUUUGCUUGUCCCACCGUCUGUUGCCAACAGAACAGCCGCCGGUGGGUAGUGGGAAAAUCCGCCAGUUCACGCCCCUCUCCGGCACCGAGCAGGGCUUCCAUGAUAACGAAAGUCCCUGGGCCAAUCAGAUGUACCGACAUACUUGA
Messenger RNA from Opisthorchis viverrini, 303 nucleotides. RefSeq lists its product as hypothetical. The transcript has a single exon. The coding region runs from base 1 to 303 and encodes 100 amino acids. NCBI's taxonomy places the organism in Eukaryota, Metazoa, Platyhelminthes, Trematoda, Opisthorchiida, Opisthorchiidae. The record is from RefSeq and is a predicted model, not a curated record.